AUGAAUAAGCCGCGUGAAAAAGGAGACAAAAAUCUUGGACGAAGUAACUUUAAAGGUAGAGGCAAGGAAGCAGAAUUUCGUACCAAAAAACAAAAGAAUGAACUGCAUAUAUUGAAAAUGUCCCAGGAAUGGGACUUAAGAAGGCAGAAGCGACGAAUGGAUCGGCAAAAAUGGGUCGAAGAACGACGAAAUCAGAAAUUGCCCAUAUGGCAACGAGUUGGAAAUCUGCGUGUCCAGGCAAAUGAGGAAAUCGCACAUGAUACUAGAAAUGAACUUGUAAACAAGAAACAGCAAAUUAUUGAAAAUUCAAAUGAAGCGACUCAAUCCCGAGUUUUAAAUCAGGAUGAUGAAGUGAAGGAACUUUCAUUUGAAACGCGAGGAAAGGACCUAGGAAGCGCGCUUCUUGCUCAAGGUUCAAAAGGAACGACCUUUAGAGAAAACGCAAAGACAGACACGGCCGAAAUAAAGUUUAUAGAAAAUGAGAAAGUUAGAACAAUGGGACAGCCGUUACUGUACAACGUGAGCACGUUAAAGACAUUAAAAAACUCGACGCAAAUCGCAGAGAAAAGACCCAUCGCAGCGUUCAAAACGCCUUCAAAGGUAAGAUCAUGUAAAAUUUUUAUCGCGGAUUAUUUACACAAGGCUGCCAUAUUUAAGAACAUAAAGAUCAAUAUCCGAGCUGGUUAAUAUUUGCAUACAAGUUCCCCGGUAAGAGAAUUCUGAAAACUGAUAACGCGCGCAGAGAAAAAUAUGCGGAGAGUAGUUUUUAAUCUUCUCAUAAUACACGGUUUUGAUUUUUUAAAAAAACCAUAGUUGCACCUGUUCCAGUUUUCAGAAGCGAGACGCUUUCAUUCGAUUAACGUACGUAUGGAAGGUAGAAUUUUUGUUUUGAGCUGUUGUACAUUUCGCCUAUAAUUUGCGUCCUACCGAUGCUGUAACUAAUGGUGUUAACCAAGUUAUCUCUCAUUUUUCACUCACGUUUUUCAGUUUCGUGUAAAAGGUCUUUAUUUGUGGCACUGUUAAUUGAAAUCUCAUUAUCCAAGUCUAAGUUUCGCGGUGACAGAGGAAAAGAAAUUAGAUGCCUUAGAUCAAGAACAUGUCACGGUUCAAAGUCUCCUUGCCAACUUAAUCAUAAGGCUCUAGCAAAUGUUUGAGUCUCAGGAAACAGUACUUGAGCUGAAAAUGAAAAACAAAUGAAAAAGGUACAUUAUACCUUGUAAAGGCCAGGUUACACACUCGCCGUUUUGCCGCGCGAUUUUUGUAGCGAUUAUUACCGUACGCAGUUUUAAGGAAUUUUUGAUGCGAUUUCCAAUCUUUAUAUAGAGUAUAUAAUGGUUACCGUAAGUUUCAACUGAUGUCAACAGUCAUCCGAGCCAAGGAGGCUUUUGGUCACUCUCAUUGAAAUUCCAACAAGUUUGAAUUAACGGUGAUUGCGCAGCGACAAAUCGCCAUGAAAUCGCCAUGAAAUCGCCAGUAGUUAGUUACAUGCGCAAUUUCAAGUCGCAUCUGAAUCGCAUUACUGAAAUGAGGCAAAAAUCCCGCAGCAAAUCAUCUGUGUCAGAAAAUGAGCCUCAAUGUGUUGGUGGCGCCGCGCAUUUUGCCUACCACGAGGUGCUAAAUGACAUAAACGUUGUCAUGACAAAUGAUCCUUUUUCGGGUAUUUCAUUGCGUUGGUGGUGAAGAAUCCAUUUAAUAUGAAAACAAAAAUCCGUUUUCGUACUGUUUCCCCCCCCCCAAAAAAAAACCGCACACUUAAACAGAACUUUCGCGUGGCUUUUUCAUUCUCAUUAGACGACGUCUCGCCGCAGAUUUUAUUCAUAGAAAGACGGGCCCGCGACCUUUUUUGAAAAAUCAACCAAUGAGAAGUAAGUCCAAACCCGCAAAUCUUUUGCCGCUCGCCAUACUUGCUAUCGGAACAGCGAUUUUUUAAUUAGAAUUGGUGGCCUUUCAACAGCGAGCCUCAUUUGCAUGACUAGGUAUAACAAAGUGGUACAGAAGUGGUACAGUAUUGAAAAAGCCAUUCAAAUUUAAUCAUAAAUUAUUUAGUUUAAAAAAAUUAUAAUCACUGCUUAUUUUUAGGCAUUCAAAGGAGUAGUCAUUGUGACUACUUUGUCUUUCAGUUCUAAGCAUGACUAGAUGACUUUAAUUGUUUGAGCGUUUUUUAAAAAACCAAGGUAUUCUGAAUGCGGUAGAGAGACUUACACAGCACCGUACAGAUUUUAUCGCGCGUAUUUAUUUUGAGAUAUUGGUCUAUGCUUUUAAAGGCAAUUCACAGAUUAGCACAUCUUAUAUUAGAGCAUGAUUAAAACAAUGAGUGUUUAGCCGAAGCCAUCUUAUUGGUUGAUCCAAUAAAAGUCUGUUGCUGCAGCGGUUCAAAGUAAAUAAACAUCUCCAGCUUCGAUGUCGAUGUUUGAGGGGAAAUCGUUCAAGCUGGUUCAGCGCCAUGACCACUUUUGCAUAACAAGGGUCUCAGAUCACCUCCCUUGCAUCUGUUUAGUCGUAACUAACCAUAAGCUGCUGUUAUUUUUGCAGUCUCUUAACAAUCAGGCUGAUGAACAUCUUGACAGUGGAAAGUCCUCAGAAAUAGGUACUAUUGACAACUGGGUGGAUUGUGUAAACUGAUGUUUUUUGCCAGAUUUUGUAAUUUCUUAAUAAACAAUUAUAUACACGUAUAACACUGGCCGAAUAUUAGCCACACCUGAGAAGGAACAUGGCCAAUAUCUGGCCAUCCUUGAGCAAAUACUUUUGGCCAUGAAAGAGUUUUAUGAUAUGGCCAGAAGAAAGUUUUCUUGCGGGAACAAAGCGGAAAAUCCCUCGAGUGAAUGGGCAGCUAAAUAUCCAUCUUGACCGCUCGAGUAGUUAACAACUGAAAUUACAUUUUUGCACGUAGAUCACUUGGAAUAUAGUGAAUAUGAAAAUAACGAUCAUUUCAAUUUGAAAUAUGCAAGAAAUUCUUCCAAAUUAGGGCUUUGCCUGGCUUAAGGGUUCUCGCAUGUAUUUACGAAUGAAACCCGAACUGGAGGGCGUGGUCUUCUUUUGGUUUAGUCUGAAGUAAGGCCGUAUACAAAGCAGAGGAUUUUGGAAAAAAUGAUUGGCAGCACCGCAAUUAAAGGUUUUGAGACAGGAAAUGGAUUUUUGGUGUCUAGACUAAGGACCAGGGGAACAACAUCGAAAGAACGAAGAUCCUCGUCGUCUCGUUUAGUGUUUUAACAGGAGUGUAUGCAGAUUUUGGUCCGCCUCUAUUAUGGUGUUCCAGACGGAACGUCAAUGCUUUUACCCAUACAAAUAUCGCUUUGGGCCGUGAAAAAGUGAAGAAAGAAGGAGAUGAACGGGAAACGAGGGAACCAGGGGGUUUCAGGUUCCCAGGGGCAAACCCUUCCCCGGCAAAAAAAAAACUGAUUAAAGGGAUUUCCCCGGGGAAUUGCGCUUGGUUAUAUAGCCUCCGCCUUGGAUAGAAUAAAAUCAAAAUCAGCAGACCACGAUCAAAGUAAAUGUUAAUAUCAGUCAGCCCCUCUGGUAAAAUAAUUGUUAAUCAAAUUGACUUCGCAAUAUCUGUUAUCAUCUGUUACCACGGGAAUAUGAAUAUAUUUAUUUGCUAGCGCGACCAAACUUUGCCAGAAAGAAUUAACAAAUAACAAACGAUGCACGUGGCGGAGAGAAUUUUCUCGGCUUUUGGUGCUUUAAGCUAUCCGCUUAGAAAUGGCAGCUAGAUUUAAAGUCCUACGUUCUUAUUUCACAGGGCCGGAAAAAGCUGGGAACAGCAAUGAGGCAAAUCCUGUCGCAAUACAAAAGCUUUUACGCCUGGAACCAACAAAUGCACAGCCGGAUAGGACAAACAGAAAAAGAAAGCUAGAGGCUAUAUACAUUGAUGGUGAUAUCGACGAAAUGGUAGGCAGAUCGAAUGUGCAUGAAGUUCGCGUUUUUUUUUUGAUACCUUAAAAUUUGCGUGGGAUUCGAUUACAGCAUGCUUUGUGCAAAGAAAACGAAUGCGCUGCUGUAAACUCGGUUUGCAUGAGUGAAGAAAAAUUCAAAAAGGUGUUUGAAAUGAAUCCCCUAAUUAUUGGAGUUAAUGGAAAUUUUCACCGGGAAUGAUGUUCAAAAGGAAAAUUAUCAAAGAAAAACAGACCGCGUUCGUCGAAAUGUAGUUUUGUUUUUGUGAUAAUAAUCUUUAUACAAAAUGUUUAACCAAAUUUUUCAUCCUUACAAGUAUCUAAAUUUAAGUUUUCUAAGUUACCCUGAAUUUUAAUACGAAGCAUUAUCAAUCGCUUAGAAAACAUUUGAUGAUGAAGUACAUAUACCUUAACGCUCACCGCAGAAAUUGAAGAGUAAUUUCAAUUUAAACUUAUCAAUAUUCUUUUACGCUCAAAUUUUAUUAACUUUACCAAAUUUUUGAAAAAUAAUUACUGACGAAGCGGGACUCGUUAAGCUUCGAUUGCUAUAUUCCUUGACGAUUCAGUUUUGAGCGCCUUUUAUCGAAGAAGAUUUUAUAUACAGCUAUUUCGAGAAAGGUUGUAGGAAAAAAUGUGCACGCGACCAUUCCCAAAGGUAAUAUGGAAUAUGCACAAUACACUGCUCUUGACACUGUAGCUUUCGAACCUACUUUUGUUAGUUUCCUUUAGCACCCGCAGACAUAUGGCCAUGGCCUCUCCUGCCAUUCUUUCAAAUUUCUUUGAAAAACAGAGAACUCAAACUACCACCCACAAAACCCUUCGGGGUUGUCGCGUGCCGUUUACCCGACAACUGGCUUCCCCGAAAUAGCUGUAUAUAUAUAUUAAAUAUCCCUGACUCUGAACCAAGCGAAUUUGAUAAUUUAUACACUUUUGACACUUUGUUGUCACAAAACAAAAGAAAAAAGUAAGGACGAAAUUAAUACAAAUAUUGGGCGAAUAGACCUUUUCAAAGUGAUCAAGCUGAGUUAUAACUGGUCUUGCUUCCAAAUCAGUGUGUCGGCAACUUUCGCUUUUCACUUGUGAUCCAAAUUCAAAAGAAAGUCGAACACGUUCGUAAAACAUGCGAUUGAAAUAAGGUCUUUACGGUGAAUUUAAGCUAAUUUAGAUAACCGCGCAGUCAUUUCGUGUGAUUUCGACAGUUUAUGAAAAUCAGUCAGAACUCCUAUUGAAAAGCAGUAUUUUAGAUUAUGCCCGCUUCAUAGCAACGCCAGAAUGAUUUUAAGUAUUUUUGCAUCUGCAUUUAACUUACAAAUACAAGGGAGAAGAAGAGUAAGGGAAAAAAAACUAUUACACAAAAGGGAAGAUAGAACGAAUAAACAAUUCGUCUUUCUUGGAGAAGCAUAUCGCGUAAAUAAAUUUACAUAUAAAUUGGAAAUUAAUCUUUUUUCGAAGCCGGCAAUAUAUACUGUAAACCCUCGGGAAGAAGAUUGGUUUCUUCUCACAGACGAUUUAAUGUAGAUAUUGUAUCUGAUUUAUUGACAACUCUUGACAUACAAGAUCACGGGAGGCAGACUGGAGACGAGGGACACGCCGUGGGAGGGGUAGGUGGGGAGGCAUACCCUCCAGAAAAAUUUUACAUCUAGAGGGUCCAAAACCGGGUUAUCUUCAGAAUUUUUCAUCACCUAUUUUUUUCAGAAGAAACUGAUUAAUCUUGUUCGACUGAAGAUCAUUUUAAAACUAAACAUUAUGUUCUGAACCAAGUCUUGUCUCGUUCUGAACUCUUGCUAGCUAAGGCUCUGUUUUCAAUACAGAUUUUCUUUUCCGGCUUACGUUUUCGCCUCACCCAAAGCAGCCGAGUGAUGGAAAUUUUACAAUAAAAUGAUUGUUAAAGAGACUCUAAACUAAUUAGUUAAUCAACUAAUUAUUUAUAUGCAUUCAUUUUUCAAUAAUUUUAGCCUUCUCUCAUGCGUGUUGACAAGCCAACGACGCUGGAGAGUAUAGCGAGAGAAAAUGGGGUAAGCUAGAGAAAGUCUGUCCUUUAUUCAUUAAAGGUCUGCCUGCGCGCCUGGUAAGCUCUGAAGGGGAAUGGGGAGGGAAAAUUCGGGGGCGCGAAAAACGAGAACGGAGCGCGUUCUUCGCGUUUUAGCGCGCGCGACUUCCUUUCUUCCUGUUCUUCAUUGCUCUCCUGCCACGUAGGCUAGACAGUGUUGGCAGUUUAAACUUGCCUCGGGCGGAUGUAGGGCUUUUGACGCGAGAGGUGUAGCUACUUGUACCAAGGGAAUAACAAGUUGGAACUUUUUACCUAUAUUGUCCACAAACUUUAUUCCGGAGAGCCAACAACAUAGCGGAGAAGAGAGGAAAAUGGGAAAAGGACUUGUUCUAAUUUUCUUUAUUUUAAUUUACUUCUGCUUAAUUACAAUGUUUAACGUUUUUAUUUUAUAUCUUUUUCUAGCCGGUCACGAUUUCAAGUUCUGCGAAUAGUGCAGUAGUAAUAAGACCCAGUCAUAAAAGCGUAGAUCAACCAGAAAACGAUAAAGGUACAUGAUUUUGUUAUCUUCAACCUACACCCCGCUCACCACGCAAAUGUUAAACUUCCACGUAUUAUAGUUUUCGACUGAGGCACCACUUUGUGGAUAAGAUGCACGCUAUCCCUCCAUUUGGUUAGCAAAUACAAUUUGGCCUGAUCUUAGUUUACCUCUCAUGUCAGUUGCUGCUAGCCUAGUGCAAAACAAAUGGCUAACCAGAAGAGUUGUUGCCAAAUUAGGACCACUUUUAAGACUUUUAAAAGCGUCACAAGAGAUGAAGUUACCAUGGCGUCAGUCUUCACUGGCCUGUUUAAGACACCCUUGAUGUUAGCUUUAAGUGCCUAGAACUCAAAAGUUUCGAGUCGACUUCAUGAUGUUUGUACACUCAAAGUUUGGUAUGUCAAGGUGCAGUUGUUUAAAGAGGCAAUGUCACGCUGUUUGCUGCCUUCGCAUCAACUGAAUUCAUAAACUAAUGACUCAAUUUGUAUAGAUAAUAGCAUGAUUUGUAGUAAUAUUUGGCAUAAAUACCACAAGUGAUAUUUCGAAAUUGUUAUACGUAACGUAUACGUAAUUUGACGAGCCGUUAGGCGAGUGAAAUUUGAGAAAAUUUUGAAAUACCACCAGUGGUAUUUAUGCCAAAUAUCACGUACAAAUCAUGCUAUUAUUUGUUUAUACUACUACCCGCAAAAGGUUUGUAAUUUUCACAUGUAGGUAUUUCAAAUUAAGCUGAAACACCACUGCUCUAAGCCAAUCAAAUUGCAGAAAUUUCUUAUGUAGUAGUAUAAUGUCAUUUAAGACAUAUGUUUAUCUAUUUGACUGUCUCCUGCCGUUUGUUGCAACGUCGGAUGGCAAGGAUGGACAUGGAUUGAAACUUUCUUAAGUUUUAAUGCUAUCCCUGCAAAAAUCCUCCCAGAGCUUAUUAUGGUUAGUGCUCCCUGAGAAAAUUUGUUUGAGAUCUUCAUUCUUAACUCUACAGGGGCAUUCUAUGUAUGGUUAAAGGCACUAUGUAAUGACUUCAGCACAGAAUUGACCUAAAACAACAAUAUCCUAGUGACAUCGCCCCUUUAAGAUAAGCCAAGCCAAAGGGGGGAAUUUCAUAUAUCCCAUGAUGCAUCGCUUCAUACUAUAUUAUCAAGCUUCCGAACGCACGUGAUGCUAUCAGUUCAACAGGGACGUGACAGUUGAACAGCAGCGGAAAGCGAUUUGUUCUGCCGAUAAAACUUUCUGUACCUUUGCUGCGUCGGUCUAUUUACGAUUUUCGUUUUACUAUUCCAAAUAUAUCUCUUGUUAAGUCAAAGAGAGUGUUUUGCCCGCCGAUUAUGAGUUAACUAGACUUACGAUAGCAACGCAGUCCACACAAACGUUCUAAGAAGCUAGCGAGGAAGGUCUUUGCUUCAGUACGUCCUGUUUUAACGUGCAAAGCUCUUGACAAAGCUCUCCAUGAAUUAACAGGCGAUUUCCACGACUUGUCUUGAAAUAAAUACAUAUUCUAGGUGUGAGAUUUCUCUUAGUUGCUUGUUUGUGAUCGGGGUGUUCAUAUUGUCAGUUCAAUAAUUCAUCGAUGCAGUACAUCAACCGUACAGUGACUGCACACGCUUUUACUUCAACAAGCUCGGCUUAUGUAGUCGAAAAUACCGAGACCGUUAAAGAGCAAAGUGACGUCUAUCGGAGAUAAAAUUCAAAGGAGGGAAAUAGCUCCAACAAACAAUAAAAAUAACAAAGACAUCUCCAUAUUUUUCGUAACACAACACGAGCUAAGCAUCAUUGUCAAACAUAAACAGAAAAGAGCUUUAAUAAGAAAUGGCACAAUACAUAUACAAAAACACCCACUUCUUCACUACAAUGGAUCCUAAAAGAAUGAUCAAAAUGUCUUAAAAGCUUUUAUACGCCGGUUGAGGUCCUACGGCGUGCUAUUCCAUGACAUUUAGUGCCCUGUAUAUUUCAAGUUCCCCUCGCGCGGUUGCGACCGGAAGGCACCAAUUUACCUAAAAUAAUGAGACAAAAAAGCUUCAAUAACUAUAAACCAUUGAAUUUAAACAUUCAUCAUACCCCCAAGAGAUAAUAUUUGUGUUUUGAUCGACGAAAAAAGGGCGAAUUCAAGAAAAAAUGUUCCAUCUUCGCGGGACUUAGCAUAAAGAAAUUGAAACCUUCGUCUUGCAUCUUAGUGGAGGAAGGGCAGAAAAUGCGAUAUUUCAAAACGAUCAAACCCAUAAAAAUCGCGUGGUCGAAAGAGGUCGGAGCGUGGAACUAGUAUCAAGCACCCCUUGCCCGCCGAUUUAAAUAAUUUAUGAGGGCAAAACCUUGCUAGAAUAAAGACAGUUUUCGAUAACUGAAAGUCAUCUAAAUAAAUAUUCACUUGCGAGUUAAAACAGCAUGGCUUAACGGGGUCGUAAACGAGAGCAAUAAUGCGUGAAAUGACCAUGGGACCAUUUUACAUUAUUAAUAAGAUACCAAAGAUUAACACGGCUCAUUAAAACUUACAUUGGAUGAGCUGCAUCUUGAGAUUCAGGUCGCUGAAAAUCUCCCUCGAAACCCUCGAACGCUCUUUCCACCGCGGAGAGAGGAGACAAAUUUGCCGCGAAGCAUCAUGGGAUAUAUGAAAUUUCCCCCUUUAGCCAAGCCCUAAUCGCUCCACGCCGCUCGCCGCGGUCGCUCGACGCGACAGCAGGGAGCCACGAGAUAGAGGCCUUUGUAUUUCCAGAAUCUCUCAACUGAUGAGCGCAAAGUAGCGUUUCUUUGUGAGAGGUGAAAAAAAAUUACGAAACAAUAGUGUUAACGAAAAGUAUUGUAUUGUUCUGUUUUCGAGGGAAACCCAUUCUUAGUGCUCGUCACGCUUUCUUCUCUGGACACUCUUCACCCACCUCUCCCACAUGAGCUUUGGGGCCUGAUGCUAUUUGCCACGACGUUGCAGCAGUGUAAAAAUGGCACCCGGCGUUCCCCUUGGGGCUCACCCGGACUGAUUAGCAUCAUACUAGGUGAUGGCUUACAGUAGUUCUGUAUUUUCUCUUUUGUUUUCAUUUUAUAGAAGAAGCUAUGCCUCAGAUAAAGCAGUGCUAUUCCCUGCAAAAUCGGCGCGACGAAACUCCAAACUUUAACUUCUUCGCAGCUAAAAAAUCUCCUACAAAAUCUAACCCAGUUUCGAUUUGCAAGACAUCACCGGUAACCAUGACGACCACAUCAGCCGCGGUUAAAGUUCAAGUAGCAAUGCCGUCGGUUCCUGUCGAUUCCAAAUGUAUCGUUUACUUAGCGAAGGCCCCAGUCCCAUCUCCCACUCCUGGGACUCCCACUAACCCCAGGCCAGGUUACCUUUUGCCUGUAUACAAGGCAAGCACCAGAGAAGCGGCUUAUGCAUUUGUGCCAGCUGGAGCACAACGGACGCCCCGGGUGGGGGACAAAUCGAUGUCACCACUGGAGGGACGCGCGCCUAAUCAUGUUAGAAGCGAAUGUAGUCUGAACGGCAGUUGUACGACAGUUGGACACUACGUGACCCGCCCUUAUCCUAGUCCGAACUCAAUGACUGCCUUAAAGGAAGUGCAUACUGGGUGUGUCCCCGCUACGGGGAAGCUUCUGUCGGGUUCACAGGCGCCACCCGCACUGUACAGUGAUCAUAUCCAUUCCAAAUCAAGAGUUCACUCAUGUUGCGACUUAAUCAGCGAUACCGCCGCGUUAAAUCCUUCGCGGACUGACUCGGUCAAUACGACUGGAUGCUCAACAGGCGGCAGCAGUAAGAACUCCUUAGUUAACAUUCUGAAAACGAUAACUACACACAGCGUCGGUCUAUCGAGGGGAAGUGCGAUUCCGCCCAGCUCUGCACCGUCGCUGGUUCAAGAGAUUUCAGGCGGCACGCUAUCAGCUUCACAAGGAAAGCCUCCUUACCCGCCUUUAUGUCGAAUACAGGAAAUUGCGCCAAACCAAACGGUGUUGAACAAUCAAGAAGCCAUUUUCAACCCGAUGUCGGUUUAUGUUCGGGCCAAGCUGGUUCCGCGAGAGGUGGUGGCGGUAAAUCAAGGCGUGGAGCCCAGUCCUCCACUGGUCGAGUACAUAAAGACUAAUGCAAUAUGCGACAAGGAGCUGACGAAAUGGAGCGUGAAAAAUGUGGCGGAUUUCAUUGCUGCUACGGAUUGCGCAGAUAAGGCGGAGUUAUUUUUAGAGCAGGUUUGUAAUACAAUCUCUGAUUUUUGCCAAAAUGUCAAGUCUGGGUACCGCCAAAGCUGAGAGAUUACACAAGGUGAUACUCGCAGUCGUUUUUGUAUUGCCCCUUAGAAAAAUGUAUUGAUAUUAAUUUUUUUUUCGAAUUUGACUUUCCUUCUUUGAACUUAGCAGACUUGUGUACAUAACAGUACUUUCAGCUUUAGCACGAUAAAGAGAAGUUCCUGUAAAAGAAUGGAAUAACUACAGACUACGGCAGUGACUUCUGCAAACGAUUAGACUUUCUAGCCUUCUAGGAUAAGGACGAAACCCGUGGGUUCCGUCUAACAGCACUUUCACUUAGCUGGCUCUUGUGGGACGUAAAAGAACCCUACGUCUGUUCGAAAAAAAAUAGGGGAUGUAGACCCCGGCGGUGUGGCCAACCUUCCCUGGGAAGGGUGGGUUAUCUGUAAGGAGAGAUCUUAAUACAGGGAUAACCUCAUGAUCUUUCUUCAGGUGUCGUAAUGGCUUCCUGCAAAUGGUGUAUGUUUAUGUGGUAUAGCUUCAUUCAGUUUGAUGCAGGCACUAGUCUUAGUGCCCUGCAGUGUUCUCGAAGGCUGAUUUAGCACCAGAACGGGAACGUCAGUUGACGACGGCGCACGCAAAUCAAACAACUGGCUUGACCAAUGGCUGAGCGGCAAAUUGAGCACCGGAAGUCGAGCUUAGUCCUUUCUGCGCGCUUUCCUGUCGUCAAAUGACGUUCCCGUUCUGUCACUAAAUCAGCCUAAUGUUGUAGACAGUGGACGUACGUCAAAGACGUUUAACCUUUUAUCUCCCAUAUAAGAAAAUCCGGAUUCCGGAAUCUGGGAAAUGGUUGCUUGUGGAAUCUGGAAUCCGUAAAAUUUGAUUUGUCGAAUCCGGAAUCCUAGGCUUUGGAAUCCGGAAGACAGCGUAAGGAAUCCGAAGCCCCAGUUACGAUUGGAUCCGGAAUCCAAGUUCCUCCGACAAAGAUUCUGGAAUCUAGUACCUAGUCCCACAGCGUGGGAUACAGAAUCCAAGACUCUCUUGGGUUCCCUUAAAUGGGCAACUUUUGCGUGAAACAAAUAGCUCCUUUUUGUACGUGUCAUGAACGAUACAUGUAUAGUGUCCAUCUACCGUUUGAUAGUAACGAGUUUUCUAUCCGCAACAUUACACUAAAAUUGGCAUACCAUGAUAAUCUUAUUCCUCAGAUUUUUUCUUAUCUUAAAGAACGUAAAAAGUAUAUACCCUGCCCUGUUAGCCUCCCACGCAAACGUUCUUAGAGGUUCGUCACGCGUUCCUACCCCACGUGGGGGAGGAAAGAUUGCGUGACGAACCCGUAAGAACGUCUGCGUGGGAGGCUACUGCCCUGUACGCUGUAGUUAAGCGUGUCUUUCCCUUUUUGAAAAUGGUCAUUUAACAGUCCAGGUUUAACGCAGUUACCAAUCAAAAAGGUGUCAUUUUGCCAUGUUUCAUAAUUUGUAUUUAAUUUUUGUUCCGUUGUAGGAGAUUGAUGGUAAAGCACUGCUUUCAUUGUCCCCUGAGAUGCUAAUGAAGGGAAUGAACUUAAAACUAGGACCCUCAGUGAAACUCUACAAUCACAUCAUAAAUUUAAGAACGGCCUUGUCGCUUUAAAACUCCAGUCUCAAUCAGACCAGCAAGCGAGGUCAAAAGCUGAUCGUAUACAUGCACAUCUUCCAUUCACAAGCAUACUUUCUCUCUUCCAAACGGAACCUGAACAUACCCGGUUCUAUUUAUAGUGAAGCGUACGAAAAUCCCCGGACGAAGUAAACGGAC
This is a messenger RNA of Porites evermanni, 12358 nucleotides long. NCBI's taxonomy places the organism in Eukaryota, Metazoa, Cnidaria, Anthozoa, Scleractinia, Poritidae. The record is from the annotation of a GenBank genome assembly.